GGGGGCCAGUCUGAUGGUCAGUUAGGGGGAGAUUUGGGGUGAGUGCUAUUCCCUAGUGGCACAUGAGUUUAUUGGCAGUAGUAGAGCCCAUGUGGGUGUUGCAGUUUAACCAGUAACUCCAGUAUCAGGAGGAGAGUGGGAAUGAGCUGGGACAUGAGGUAGGUGCAGACCUGUGAGUAGACGUGGGGCAGGUAAGUACCUGUAGUAGAAAUCACCUGGGUGUGAGUGUAGUUACAUAGGGAGAUAACAAGAUAUAGGGGAGGGAAGAGGAGCAGGUGUAAGGGGGGUACAAGUCAAAUGUUACUGGGGAUAUAACAGAACUUGUUUGUGUGCCGGCUGGAUCCAUUAACCCUUGAUGGUCUGGGAGGAAUUAAAAAGUGCUGAGUGUCAGCUCUUCACCCUGCUGACUGGUCACAUUCAUUUCCAUGAGGACAGCUAAAAGAAAAACAAUGGGGGCAGCGUCAUGGUAGAACCGGACCACCACAAAACCCUUAUUACUGGAAAACCCAGGGAAGUGAAACUGUAGGAUUAACUGGGAGGUUCUGCAGCCCAAGUUCUGACCCAGCAGUAUAUGAGCUGGAGAGGUGCUGGGAGUCACUGGGCACCUGUUGUGUCAGAGCAGCGACUGUAUCUGAGGAGGAAGGUGCUACAAGGAACAAAGGGUUAACUGCACCAACACCACCACUGGGACCAGAACUACGGGUGCUGGGCACCUCCCGACCCCCUCCUGCCAUGCUGCUGCCUCUCUAUUAUGUGAUCCCUGUAUUGGGGGGCUAUGCACUCACCUCCUAUUAUCUGCUGAGGAACCCCCACAUCCUACACAAGAAGAAAAAACUGCCCUUCUACUGCCGUCACAUCUCCCACAGAGGGGGAGCAGGUGAGAGAAUUGAGAACACGCUGGAGGCUUUUGACAACGCCAUGUCCAAUCACACGGACCUCCUGGAGCUCGACUGUCACAUGACUAAGGAUGGGAAGGUGGUGGUGUCCCAUGACCUGAACCUGCUGAGGCAGACGGGCCAUGAUCUCAAUAUCUGUGACAUCACAUAUGAGGAGCUGCCGCUCUACAGAGAAUCCCUGGAGGUCACCUUCUUCCCAGGACAUUACUCGUCGGGCAGUGACCGGAGGAUCCCGCAGCUGGAGGAGGUUUUCCAGAGGUUCCCCCACAUGCCCAUUAAUGUGGAGAUUAAGGAGGAAACCCCUGAGUUGGUUAAACAGGUAUCAGAUCUGGUGAAACGGUACCAGCGCUCAGAAAGAACCAUUUGGGCCAGUGUAAAGGACCCAGUUAUGAAACUCUGCCAGGAGGAGAAUCCUAAUAUGCCUAUUAUGUUUACCGCACGCCGGGGUUUGAUCCUGCUCCUCCUCUAUUACACUGGGCUCCUCCCCUUUGUGCCUCUAAAAGAGUCUGUGCUGGAGAUGUACAUGCCGUCUAUUAUAAACAGAACCUACUUCCCCUCCAACCAGCUCAUGAGAAACCGCUUUCUGGUCUUUCUGCAGGACAAAUUAAUGAUGAGAAAAGGUCUCUUCCAGCACCUGCAGGCAAGAGGGAUCCAGGUGUAUCUGUGGGUUCUAAACCAAGAAAGUGACUACCAGAGAGCAUUAGAGUGCGGUGCAGACGGCAUCAUGACCGAUUACCCAUCCGAACUGCGCUCCUACCUGCAGAGAUAUGAGGGGGGUCAGAGAACAAGGAGUGAGGCACAGGGCAGUGUAACUGACAACAGACAUGGCAACUCCUACUGAGUGGGGACUGGCACUGUACUAGCCAUGUGUGACCUCACUGAAAUUGUCCGGAGUGAGACCAGCAGUGAUUCCCAACCAGCACCCCCCCCCUGCCCUAAUGGUCUGUCCUGGCACCAUAUGAGCCUGUCCCAGUCACCUGAUCAAUCACUUCUACUGCAUUGGCUGAUACACAACCUGUCCUGAUGGGCUUAUGGGCAAAACUUGAUCUUCUAUGGAAUUUUGUUGCCACAAGUGUAGGGGGGGGGACUGAAAUGAAAGUAACAUAAGUGCUUGUGCCCCCCAGAAAUAGCCCGUGUCUCAUGAAUCCUAUGUUCACCCCAUUUAAAUGAGAUCAAAUAUUUGUUUGAAUGUCAUUCCAUAAACACAAUGAAAGAACAAA
Messenger RNA from Xenopus laevis (African clawed frog), 2116 nucleotides. It is a transcript of the gene gdpd3.S, whose product is annotated as lysophospholipase D GDPD3. The record is from RefSeq and is a predicted model, not a curated record. Lineage: Eukaryota; Metazoa; Chordata; Amphibia; Anura; Pipidae. The transcript is spliced from 11 exons. Bases 733 to 1737 code for a protein of 334 amino acids.